Candidozyma duobushaemuli is the source of this 1524-nucleotide messenger RNA. RefSeq names its product 3',5'-cyclic-nucleotide phosphodiesterase (gene PDE2). The record is from RefSeq and is a predicted model, not a curated record. Gene Ontology annotation, biological process: signal transduction. The transcript is spliced from 3 exons. NCBI's taxonomy places the organism in Eukaryota, Fungi, Ascomycota, Pichiomycetes, Serinales, Metschnikowiaceae. Gene Ontology annotation, molecular function: 3',5'-cyclic-nucleotide phosphodiesterase activity. Bases 1 to 1524 code for a protein of 507 amino acids.
AUGGCAGACGUAUACGUACUCAGUCCGUCUCCCCUGCUGGUUCAGUCCGUCUCAGCGGCUCUACAAGCUCACUCCCUACAACACCACACCAGCAUAAAACUGCUUAUUCUGUGUUUCUUCAAGAAGUCAAACAGUGAACAGGAUGCAGAGAGAGCCACGUUGGUUGUUUUGGACGACUUCCCCAACAGCAAAGAUCCUUUGGACAGCCUCUGUGCUUCCGACAAGUCGUUGAUACUCCGCUACUUCUUCUGCCACUUGAACCUCCUUGUGGUAGAGCAACACACGCUAGAUAAGACGACGGUGGCUUCUUUGAGCCAGGCAAUUGCCACUGUAAUCAACGACACCUUCUCGAAAGAAUACUCCACCAUCGUGGCCGAUGCUAUGCCCACCAUGAACUCUUUACUCAGCAAGAGUCUGGGCAAAUCUAACUCAACGGAAAAACGUCUCCGCGAGCUUUUGGCUUUGAUGAAUAGCAGCAUAAACACAAUGGAUUUGCUUUCCAACAGCGAACCAAAACAUCUUGCCAAACUCGCUCAUCUAGUCGGCCACUGGGCAUUCCCCUCUCAUGAGCUUCUGAGCGAUGAUUUGGCCUACUGUGCUUUUCUCAUGCUCGAGUUUGCUCUCCGUUACAUCAGGGAGCUUGCCAUGUGGUCAACACUUCCUGUCCCUUCUUCAAACGAGCUCAUGAUGUUUGUGCUCAUAGUCAGGGACAACUACCAGCACGGCAACCCAUUCCACAACUUCCGACAUGCCGUUGAUGUGAUGCAGGCCUGUUUCCACUAUCUUAUCCGCCUAGGCUGUUUACCGGAAUUCUCCCAAUUCCGCAAGAACCCCAAGGAGGACGAGCUUGCCACAUUGAAAAAUCCAGUAGGCAAAGAAGCAUCUGUCCUACUAGACAUGGUGUACCCUCUCGCCACGGUACGCCCGAAGGUGAAGCACUUGUGCCACACCUCAAUCCUCUCCAAUCCCUUGGCUUGCUUUUCGCUGCCAUUGGCCAUGACGCUUCUCAAUAUUGUCACAGACUCUUCAUCAAACUUGACACUCAAACAUCUUAUUAUUGGCAGCAUUCUUGCAACUGAUAUGGCUGAGCAUUUCGAGUAUGUCGACAAGUUGCAAAAGUUCAAGUUUUCAACCUCCGAUCCGUUGGAUGAUAAAGUCAAGCUCAUAUCUUCACUCUUGAUUAAAUGUGCAGACAUUUCGAACGUGACACGUCCCUUGCGUGUAUCGUCACAGUGGGCCUUGGUUUUGUCAAGAGAGUUUGCUGAAAUCGAGACUCUCGAAAAGAAGUUAGCCAACAAGGAUGUUGAUCUUGAUGUCAGUUAUGACAAGGUCCCGACCACCGUGGAAGAUGUGUUGACGACAAAUCCUACCAUGCACAAAGGACAGCUUUUCUUCAUCAAGACAUUUGCUGAGGGCCUAUUUAAAAGCAUUCUGGAACUAUUCCCAGAGUUGGAAUUCACAAGCGACAUAGCUAUGGAGAACAAAGAAUACUGGCUCGUAAGAGAGGCCAACCUAAAUGGAUAG